AUGGAGAAAGACCUCGACUGCUCCCAGGAUGGAGCCAAGACGGUGCCGUGCGUCAGGCUGAGCACUGAGGGGACAGAGACACAGCUGGACGAUUUUGUGGGUGCUCACCCCGACUACAAUGAGGAGGAGGAGGAGUCAUGGCCUGACAACCCUUGGACACCCUGCCCCCCAGGCCUGCUGCAGAUGCAGCUGAUCCUUCACUAUGACGAGACCUACCGGGAGGUGAAGUACAGCAACAUCCAGCUGGAGGACAUCGACCACAAGGUGCUGAUGGGCAUCAACAUCACCCCCGUGGCAGCGCUGCUCUACACACCUAUCCUCAUCAGGUUCUUCGGCACCAAGUGGGCCAUGUUCCUGGCGGUGGGCAUCUACGCCCUCUUCGUCUCCAGCAACUACUGGGAGCGGUACUACACCUUGGUACCCUCUGCAGUGGCCAUCGGGGUGGUCAUCGUGCCUCUCUGGGCCUCCAUGGGCAACUACAUCACACGGAUGGCCCAGAAGUACUACGAGUACAUUAACUACAAGGAAGAGCAGGAGAAGGACAAGAAGAAGCAGCAGACAUCACAGGAUGCCUGCAACACCUACAUCAUCAUCUUCCAGACUGUCUUCUACUCCUGCUUCCACUUGAGCUUUGUCUGCGCCCAGAUGCCCAUGGUCUUCUUCCUCAACAACUACCUCUAUCAACACAACCACACUCUCUUUGCGGUGAAGCACUGCGGGACCCUGAGCCAUGGCACGCUGCCCGGCUUCAACAAGACGGUGCUGCAGAGCCUUCCCCGAAGCGUCCACCUCAUCAUCGUGGAGAGCGCGCUGAUGGCCGCCGCCUUCGUCGCCAUGCUGGUGGUGCUGGUGCUUUGUGGUGCAGCAUACGAGCCCAUGGAGGAGAUCGACAUGCGCAGUAUCGGCUGGGGGAACAUCUUCCAGUUGCCCUUCAAGCACAUGAGGGACUAUCGCUUGCGGCACCUCUUCCCCUUGUUCAUCUACAGCGGCUUCGAGGUGCUCUUUGUCUGCACUGGCUUCUCCCUGAACUACGGUGUGUGUGCCCUGGGGCUGGAGAAGUUGGCGUAUCUCCUCAUGGCCUACGGCUUUUCUUGCUCCAGCGUGGCCUUGUCCACGCGGCGGCUGCGCCGCCACAUCCCCCUCCUGGCUGGAGCCUUCAUCCAUGCUGGCCUCCUGGUGACACUCUUCUGCUGGGCACCACAGCCACGGCACCUGGCCCAGGCGCCGCUGCUCUACAUCAUCGCCGUGCUCUGGGGCAUGGGGAGCGCCCUCAAUAAGACUGGGAUCAGCAUCCUCCUGGGAAUGCUGUACAAGAACAAGGAACGUCAAGACUUCAUCUUCACCAUCUACCACUGGUGGCAGGCCCUGGCAAUCUUCACCGUCUACCUGUGGUCAGGGCUACCCAUGAAGGCCAAGCUGUCCAUCAUGCUGCUGACACUGGUGGUGGGAGUAGGGACCUACCUGUGGAUGGAGAGGAAGGUGGCACAGCAUGUGGAGCACCGGCUGCCGCGCAUCCCGCGCCCACGCCACAAGAUGCAGGGAUAUCGCUACCUAGAGGAUGACAACUCGGAUGAGACCGGCUCCGAGGGGGAUGGGGACAAGGAGGACCAUGAGGAUGAGCACCUGGAGGAGGCCACCGGCAGGGAGGAACUGCCUAAAGAGGAUGGGGAGCAGCUGGGUUAG
Acanthisitta chloris (rifleman) is the source of this 1683-nucleotide messenger RNA. RefSeq names its product unc-93 homolog B1 (C. elegans) (gene UNC93B1). The record is from RefSeq and is a predicted model, not a curated record. Lineage: Eukaryota; Metazoa; Chordata; Aves; Passeriformes; Acanthisittidae. Gene Ontology annotation, biological process: toll-like receptor signaling pathway; toll-like receptor 9 signaling pathway; toll-like receptor 7 signaling pathway. The transcript has 11 exons. The coding region runs from base 1 to 1683 and encodes 560 amino acids. Gene Ontology annotation, cellular component: lysosome; endosome. Gene Ontology annotation, molecular function: Toll-like receptor binding.